Molecule: messenger RNA, 1578 nt
Organism: Apodemus sylvaticus (European woodmouse)
Lineage: Eukaryota; Metazoa; Chordata; Mammalia; Rodentia; Muridae
Gene: Mrap2
Product: melanocortin 2 receptor accessory protein 2
Exons: 5
Coding region: 260-883 (207 amino acids)
Biological process (GO): protein localization to plasma membrane; regulation of adenylate cyclase-activating G protein-coupled receptor signaling pathway
Cellular component (GO): plasma membrane; endoplasmic reticulum
Molecular function (GO): type 1 melanocortin receptor binding; signaling receptor regulator activity; corticotropin hormone receptor binding
Source: RefSeq, a predicted model, not a curated record
ACUUGCACAGCUCCAACCACUGGCUGCGGCGGCGGCAGCGGCGGUGGCGGCAGCACGGCAGCGGUGAGGCUCGCACACCAGAGGAGCUGGACCGUGUAAAGCCUGCGGGCUCCCAAGUUCGAAGCCUGCCUUGCUGCUGAGGUCAGUCCUUCCGGCCCGAGGAGUCAGGAAAUCCUGGAUAUAGCUCCGCGGGCUGAGCUGAGCAUCCAGGGGGCGCAGAGCACCACGACCCAGCCACACCCUCUGCCUCAGGUACAGGAUGGAGACGUCUGCCCAGAGGCUGGCUUCUAACAGGACAUCCCCACAGUCACCGACGAACUCUGACUACACUUGGGAAUACGAGUACUAUGAGAUCGGACCAGUUUCCUUCGAGGGACUGAAGGCUCAUAAAUAUUCCAUUGUGAUUGGAUUCUGGGUUGGUCUUGCGGUCUUUGUGAUCUUCAUGUUUUUUGUGCUGACUUUGCUGACAAAGACGGGUGCCCCGCACCAAGACAAUGCAGAGUCCUCAGAGAAGAGGUUCCGAAUGAACAGCUUUGUGUCAGACUUUGGGAAGCCCCUGGAGUCAGACAAGGUGUUUUCUCGUCAGGGCAAUGAGGAGUCCAGGUCUCUGUUCCACUGUUACAUCAAUGAAGUCGAACACUUGGACAGGGUUAAAGUUUGCCACCAAACAACAGCCAUCGACAGUGAUGUCCAUCUCCAGGAAGCCAUCAGAAGCGGUGGGAGGCCGACAGAGGAGCUAACCAGGUUUAUGAAUUUUGAUAUCCCCAACUUCGUGAACACAGACCAGAACUCCUUUGGGGAGGAUGACCUUCUGAUUUCGGAACCACCUGUUCUUCUAGAAAAUAAGCCAGUUUCCCAGACGUCACGCAUAGACCUGGACUGAGGGACACUUGUUGGGUGCCUUCCUGAGGAUGUGUUCUGUCUCUGUACAGCAAGAAACCACAUGCUACCUGUGUGUGUGUGUGUGUGUGUGUGUGUGUGUGUAUAGAGAGAGUGAGGGGGAAGAUGAGGGGGGAGAGGAUGACACUUAAAGUUUAAGGCCUAGACUAGGACUGGGAUGUAGUGAUAGAGGGGCAGAAUUUGGAGAUGGAAGGCACCAUCUUGGUUUUGAGGGGAUGAAUUUUUUCUUUUUGUAUUAAAAAUGCAUUGACAGUAUUAAGGCUUCUUUAUUGAAACAAUUAGCCACAUAUGCCAUUGAGCCCCUCCUGGGUGAGGGUUAGGUCACUGCAGUCUGAUCUAGCCCUUUCCAUCAUUCUCUGCCUGUAACAAGCUGCUUUGCCUCUCUGGACUGCCGUGGUUUUACAGGUAAGGUGGCCUGUCCGGAGUCAGUGACCUGUCCCAGCUCUAGAAUUUUGCGGCUUUCAGACUUAGCAUCUAAGACAAGCUAAGAAACACAAGCGGUAGAUAAUAGAACACCACAUCCUGGAUUUCAUGGCAGGCUCUCCAGGUCUUGGAACCCUCCCUUUGCUCAGCCCUUCACUGAGUCACCCUUUAGUUAGGGAAACCUUCACCAGGAGACUCACACGCACUCUGGACAGUGCUUCUGCUGAGUUACGCUGCAGCAGUUUAUGUGAAGAA